Neurospora tetrasperma FGSC 2508 is the source of this 2038-nucleotide messenger RNA. RefSeq lists its product as uncharacterized. Bases 1 to 1572 code for a protein of 523 amino acids. The transcript has a single exon. The record is from RefSeq and is a predicted model, not a curated record. NCBI's taxonomy places the organism in Eukaryota, Fungi, Ascomycota, Sordariomycetes, Sordariales, Sordariaceae.
AUGCUUCUCCGUCCUCACAACCUCAGGGCCACCACGGUCAACCUCACCACCGCCACUACCGGGCGGCAGAGUCGUCAGACCUGCGGCCUUAUCUACUCCCGUCAGCAACAUGCCCGACCGGCGUUUGCGCCCGUGUCUGCGCCGUUUGCCAAGCGCUCCCUGGUGACACUGAGUGCCGGCACACAGCUGGCCAAGCUCACCCAAGAGGGCUCAGCCGUGUCGAUCGCUGCUAUCCGUAUGCUGAGUACCACUAGCUCCCUUUCAAAGGUGAAACGGGUGCCGUCUCCAUUGCAAUCCGCCCAGAAAAAGAGUCCCAAGGCAUCCCAGUCGCAGAAUCAGCCAUCGUCUUCGUCGCCGUCAUCGCCUUCUGCAUCUGCUUCCAAAUUCACGUCCCCGCAGAAACUACCGAAAGCCCAGCAGCCGCCAGCCACCGAGACCGCACCCCUUCAAGCCCAGGGGCAGCAUGCCACUCCGGAUCCUGACCGUGUCACCAAGGAGUUUCUGGCCAAGCAAGGUAUUCCGUCAGAGCACAUGACCCUCACCGCUCUGCGCGCCUUGGUCCAACCAACCGUCCCGUCAGCGGCUUCUGCCUCUGCUGCUGCUGCUGCUGCUGCUGCUGCUGCUGCUGCUGCUGCCUCUGCCUCUGCCCCUGACUCCUCUCAUGAUAGCCAGCCCCCCGCAGCCGGUGCAGAGGCCGAUCAGACGGGUGCUUCUGAUCUGCUUGGUCUGGAUCUUGACGGCCGGAACGCCCGGGCCUCGGCGGCUGCUCCUGGGCAACCUCAGCCUCUCACCUACUUGAGCUUCAACAAGGAUGCUGCUGACAAGAUCUCAGAUGCGGCCUUUGCAAUCAUUUCGCAUCCUCCUGUUGUCAUCACCCCGCUGCUGCUCAAAGAGUAUGUUGCUCUCCAGGCCUCUCUUGGCAAGCCCAAGACGCUGCCGUACGUUUUGGGCCUAUAUGCGUACAAGGCAGCCCCCAAGCUUAGCUCUGGAAAGCUGGCUUACAAGAAGCGGAAUCCUGACAUGCCGAAGAACGCGGUGGAUCCCGAGGUUGCUGAGAUGGCACUGGACGCAGCACUGGAUGCCAAGGACCUUGAUGCCGCUGUUGGCAUUGUCGAAAAUACGUACGCUACCAAGGCUUUUACCCGCGCCGAGUUGUUGAAAAAGGCACUUGUACCCAUGACCGGCUUGGGACUCACUCCAGUCGCUGCUUGGGCUCUCGCCAAGAACUAUGGUACAUGGCAAGAUUCAAUGGAGACUGUUAUGGCGACCAACGUAGCCUUCUUCGGCAUGCUGGCCUAUGUCGGCUUCACUGCGACCAUGGGCAUUGUGGCCACUACCACGGCAAACGACCAGAUGAAACGGGUGACCUGGGGCCCGGGUAUUCCGCUGCGGGAGCGAUGGAUCCGAGAGGAUGAACGGGCCGCUUAUGACAAAAUUGCCUGCUCAUUCGGAUUUGGGGAAGUGCUUCGUUACGGAGAGGAGGAAGGAGAAGAGUUUGACGUGCUCCGUGAAUAUAUUUUAAGCAAGGGUAUGAUACUUGAUGCCGUCAACCUAAUGCCAGGCAUGCAAUAAACCGCGGCCUAUGGUUGACUUGCGGCAUCUAUCUAAUCGAGAGCCAGAGAACGGCAUUCAUUCCCCACGCCCCCCCCGUGCAGCUCGGAAGAGUCUUGGCACCAUGUACUGGUGGCAGUGAAGACUUAAGAGACUGAGUUGUCGAGAUGACCCCGGCUUUCCUAGCUUGACCUCUUUACCGCUCGGUCACCAAGUACCUUGGUUGCCAAGCUAGCGAUCGGCGGGAAGACUUACAUAUUCACAAGCCAUCAAGGUUGCCAAGGUCGUCUAAGAAGUCCCAACAGAUAAGAGGAUAUUAAAUCAGUCUAGCAUGCGUACCGCCCAAAAUGGACAUCAGACUCGCUCGCCUCCCUUUCCGUGCAGAGGCUCUUCUGCGGCUUCCCGUUGCCUUGAUGUAAGCACGGUAAUACAGCUAGAGUGUUGAAAAGGAAAAAAGAAGCAAUCAUCUGCCGGCUCUUACUCUCUC